Messenger RNA from Westerdykella ornata, 588 nucleotides. RefSeq lists its product as uncharacterized. Gene Ontology annotation, cellular component: intracellular membrane-bounded organelle. Lineage: Eukaryota; Fungi; Ascomycota; Dothideomycetes; Pleosporales; Sporormiaceae. The transcript has 2 exons. The coding region runs from base 53 to 490 and encodes 145 amino acids. Gene Ontology annotation, biological process: vesicle-mediated transport. The record is from RefSeq and is a predicted model, not a curated record.
UCUUCCACCUUUACCUUUUGCACAUUCCGCCCUAUAUCAUCGAAACUGAACCAUGGCUAGGUGCUAUUACGACGGCUUCGGCAGAUACCGCUGCCGCAGUGCCUGGAACGACUGGGUCCGCUGGGUCGUCCUCGUCGUCGUCGUAGUCGCUUUCUUCCUCCUCUUCGCCCUCUGUUCCUGCAUAUCCGCCCGUCGACGCCGCAAGGCUGGCCGAAACCCCUUCUACGGUACGGGGUGGAUGGCCCCAAAUAGCAACCAACCCUAUACUCAGCAGCCCUACUACAACAACCAGUACAGCCAGCCGGCGCCGCCUUAUUCCCCGCAACCCCAGCCCAACCAGCCUAGCUAUGGAUACUACAACCAAUCCCCCUACGCUCAGCAGCAACAAGGCAUCGAACUGCAGUCUCCCCAGGCGGCAUACCACAACCCCGGUGCCGACCAUGUAUACACCCCUCCCCCGGGCCCCCCACCGAACAAAGCGAUGGCGUGAUUCGAUAGAUGACGAGAGGGACUUUUGACGCUUCAGGGAAGCCUGAGUUACGGGAUUGGAGUUUCAAGGAUGCGGGGUGUUGGGUCUCUUCUUCCUGG